UCAGAUUGAGUAGGAAAUGGCAGCAGCGGCGACCAUUUCUGUCGAACAAGACCAGUUUUGCUGUUCGGUGUGUCUGGAGGUUUUAAGAGACCCGGUGACGAUCCCCUGCGGACACAGCUACUGCCUGGACUGCAUUGAGGACUACUGGAACAGGGCCAAGCAGAAAGGCCAGUACAGCUGCCCCCAGUGCAGGCAGGUGUUCAAUCCGAGACCCCUGCUGAGUAGAAACACAGUGCUGGGUGAGGUGCUGGAGAAGUUUCAGCAGUCCGGACUUCAAGCUGCAGAUCAGCACAAAGCGGAAGAAGUGAAAUGCGGCGUGUGCACGGGGAGGAAGAGCAAAGCGGUGAAAUCCUGCCCGGUCUGCUCCGAGUCCUACUGCGCGGCUCACCUGAAAGCCCACGACAAACGCUUUCACGGCAAGGCCCACAGGCUGACCCCAGCUUCAGAGCAGCCGAGGGAGAAGCUGUGUCCGCACCACGACAAGUCCCUGAGGCUGUUCUGCCGCACCGACCAGCAGUACGUCUGCUCCCAGUGCGUGAGAGAGCGACACAAGAGCCACGACGCCGUGCUGCUGCUGGACGAGAGGGCGGCACAGCAGAAAAAACUCCAAGAAACCUGUUUGAAGUCUGGGCAGAGAUUGAAGGACACGGAGAAGGAACUUAGAUAUGUUGUCAGAUACAUCAAGCACUCCACAGAAGCAGCGGUGGAGGAGAGUGAGAGGAUUUUCUCCAAGCUGAUCCGCUCCAUAGAGAAACAAAGCUGCGAGCUGAAGGAGCUGUUCAGAGUCCAGGAGAGAGCAGCCCUCGAUCAGGCCGAGGAGCUGCUGGAGAAGAUACAGAGGGAGACAGUCGAGUUCAGGAGGGCCGAUGCUGAGCUUGAGAAGCUGUCUCAUGCCGAGGACCACAUCCACUUCCUUCAGAAGUGCAAGUCUCUUCACUUCCCUUCAAAGACUGUGGAGAUGCCCAACGCUGAUGCACUUCCUUAUUUGAUGUAUAAAAGCAUGAGGGGAGCCCUGGCUGAUCUCAAAGACAGUCUGGAUGAAACACUUGAAAGAGAAUUCAGCAGGAUCUCUGAUAAGGCAAUUUCCCUGAAGGAAACCAGCAAUCAAGUUACCUCUGAAAAGACUAAAGCAAAAGGCAGUGACGGACCCUACAACCCAGAGCCAAAGACAAGAGCGGAUUUUCUACAAUAUUACAAUGAUAUAACCCUGGACCCGAACACAGCCAACCCUUAUCUAAGCUUCUCUGAUGGUGGAAGAGGGGUGACCACACGCUUGGAGCCACAGCCCUACCCGGACCACCCGUCUCGUUUCUCCAGCUGGGCUCAGGUGCUGUGCAGAGCUGGGAUGGCUGGACGCUGCUACUGGGAGGUAGAGUGGGCUGGUACUGGUGGAGUCUCCAUUGGUGUCUGCUACAAAAACAUGAACAGGAAUGGAGGAGGGAGCGACUGCAAGCUUGGACACAACUCCAAAUCCUGGAGCCUGGACUGCUCUUACUCCGGCUGUUCGUUUCAGCACAAUAAGGAGAGUGUGACCAUUGCUGCUUCCUGCUGCAGCAGGAUAGGAGUGUAUCUGGACUUCAGGGGUGGGACUUUGUCUUUCUAUAAUGUUUCUGAUUCAAUGGUUUUAAUCCAUAAAGUCAAGACUACAUUCACUCAGCCCAUAUACCCAGGAUUUUGGGUGGGCUUGGGCUCUUCUUUGAAGCUUUGCUCUCUUUAAGAAUAACAGUUCUUAAGUUACCUUUUUAAGCAUAGGGGUUAAAAAUGAAACUGAGACGUUGAGAUUUGUGCUCAAAACUUAGCAUUUUAAUAACCGUGAAAGCCGGGAGUAGCAGCGACACUUUGGCUGACCAGGUAGCGAGCUGGUGGAGCUUAGAUCUUAUUGAAGGCAGCAACAUCUACACUCUGGACCUGUAAAGGAACAAAAAAUGGAUAUAAGGAUUUACUGUGCAUCACAGCAACUAUUUUAAAGCACUGCAUUUUAAAGACUAUGACAAUGUUUAUAAAGUUUGACAUUUUAAGAAAUAAGAUCAUUCACUUUCUAGCAGAGAUUUUGAGGUCAACUGCACUUUUACAUCUAUUCUAAGGCAGCAGAUAGUUAGCUUAGCACAAAGACUGGAAAUGGUCUGCCCAGAGGUGACAAAAUCCAGCUACCUGCACCUCUGAAGAUCACUAAUUAUCACAUUUUGUUUUGUAGAUCUAAGAGUAAAAACAUCAAUUUGCUGUCUUAAAGAGAAAUAUUCAGACAUAAACUUAGUGCUGAUGGGUGAAUUAUGAUGGCUGUUUCACAUUGCCAGUUUUUUUGUGUUAAACAAAAAAAGUUAAGUUAAUGGCCAGUGUCCUUACAUUUAAUGGACAGCCAUCACAGUAUUGAUUUUAUUCAACUCUUUACCUGAAAGUGAAGAACUAUACUUAGCAAAAACAAUUAUCUUGAUUAAAGCUUUUGGUACAUGAA
This is a messenger RNA of Chelmon rostratus (copperband butterflyfish), 2452 nucleotides long. Its product is annotated as tripartite motif-containing protein 16-like protein. NCBI's taxonomy places the organism in Eukaryota, Metazoa, Chordata, Actinopteri, Chaetodontiformes, Chaetodontidae. Gene Ontology annotation, molecular function: protein binding; zinc ion binding. The record is from RefSeq and is a predicted model, not a curated record. Bases 17 to 1717 code for a protein of 566 amino acids. The transcript has 7 exons.